CACUUCCACUCCAUAGCAAUUUACCCCUCAAAGGUAGCUCAUGAUGAUGCCUCAAGUAUAUUAUGCGUGAUUCUAAAACUGAGAUUGAACUAAGAUAGCAAUUUACCCCUCAAAGGUAGCUCAUGAUGCCUCAAGUAUAUUAUGCGUGAUUCUAAAACCGAGAUUAAACUAACAUAGAUACUCACCACUUCAGAGGAAAGACUGACUCGAAAAAUCUGCUGGAGCACUACUGUCACUUCCACUCCAUACCAAUCUACCACUCAAAGGUGUGAUUAGUAUCUCAGGAUCACUCGUAAGGAGAUUGUCUCACCUGUGUACUUUUACUAACAGUUCCGAAGGUCUUUUGGUCUGAGGUCUAAACCUGACACAAAUCUAAAACCCUAGCUAAUGAACCCGAGAAAUCUGCCACCCUGUCUCAUUAGCCCCCAAGAUAACUCUAAGCCUAAUGUUAUCGUAACUAAUUGAGUUAUUGCCAUUUUUCUUCAUCUGAGGUGAAAUCAACAUUAUAUAACUCAUCUUAUUUCAUUAUGAAUCUAGUAUUUUCUAGAUUGUUAUCAAACGUAGACAUCGGCGUCUGAUUUUUCUUCAGAGAGCAUCCACGUAGGUUGCAUGUCCAUUCUGUAUGCGAAGCAAAAAGUUUACUACUUACGUGGAGGUACAGUUGCAAUCUUGCUUCAUUGGUUCAUAGUUUGAUUUCUGCUGGCAUUGAGAAUGUCUACUCGAUCUUUCCACGUGAAUGACUAUAGAUAUCUGUAUGAAACGAAGAAUCGCCCCGGUAACCGAGAGAAAUGAUUUUCUUACAUUGAAUUGUCAUAUUGUUAUAUACGGAACAAAUUGAUGAGAUAAACUUCUACUGUAUACCUACGUGAGAAACUUCGUAAGCUCCUAAUGACAGCUGUACUUUUUCGUGACAGAUUAACAAAAGCUGCUCGAAUCGUCGUUGGCCUUCCUCUUAUAACCUCUGUGGACAACCUAGCGUUCUGGUUUGAACUGACGCAGACUUCAGGCAAGCAAGUUGAUGCAAAAUUAGCGGAGCUUAAGAACAUUGAAGCUGAUCAUUUGGGAGACGACAGUGGAUUAGCAGCUUAUUUCAAACUGGAGUCAGCUCGUCUCAUACAAUACAUAAAGAGCCUGCCCGACGUUGCAGGAAUCCACUUCAUGCCCGUUACACCAUCUGGAUGGCGACAGUUCUCAUCGUUGCUGGACGAUCAGAGACCAACUGAGGAACUAAGCUGAGAGUAGGACGUGUUCCACAAAUGCAACUCUGGAACUUCUCAAGGGCAUGAACGACAUUGAACAUCACUUGUCAGUUGUGAAAAGAUCUUUCCAUGUGAUCGAAGAACUUGAUUAUUGUGCGUGAAGGUGCAUUUGAGUGCCACUUCACAGUAUCUGUCGGAGCAUAUGCUUAGACGAGUUUCAAACUAGAUAAGGUAACUUUCUGUACGCAAAGACUAAUAUUUGUCUGAACUCUCCCCGUGAGAGGGGAGAAGGCACAGCAAAAAAUAUAUAAAUUUUUUUAAACCGGCAGGUCGAGCCCUCCGGGCCUCUCCCUCUUCGCACCUCCGGAACCCUUUUUGCUUUCAACCAUUCCACUCCACACGCAGCCGGAUCCACCCGGAUCACCUGGAAUGAUAUCAGUUGAUUUUGUAGAGUUCAAAUUACUAUGGCCUACUCCAAAGUCAAGGUACCCCAGUCAAAAACCUUACAUCGCUUGACGGAAGUGUCUUAGG
Molecule: messenger RNA, 1730 nt
Organism: Marchantia polymorpha subsp. ruderalis
Lineage: Eukaryota; Viridiplantae; Streptophyta; Marchantiopsida; Marchantiales; Marchantiaceae
Source: the annotation of a GenBank genome assembly